Molecule: messenger RNA, 1824 nt
Organism: Ogataea philodendri
Lineage: Eukaryota; Fungi; Ascomycota; Pichiomycetes; Pichiales; Pichiaceae
Exons: 1
Coding region: 1-1824 (607 amino acids)
Biological process (GO): lipid modification; glycerophospholipid biosynthetic process
Cellular component (GO): membrane; endoplasmic reticulum
Molecular function (GO): 1-acylglycerol-3-phosphate O-acyltransferase activity; 1-acylglycerophosphocholine O-acyltransferase activity
Source: RefSeq, a predicted model, not a curated record
AUGCAGAAUCCAUUCCGUGUGGGAGUUUUGCGGUUUGCUGAAGCCAGCGGACUCGACGAGGGGUCUGCUAAGAUUCUCACGUGUUUGUUUCUCUCUUUUCCGCUCAGCGCGAUCUUUAAGAGACUGCCGGAUCAGAGACUUCAUGUUAAGAACUACUACAUCAUCGCCGUCAGUGCGGUGUACAUUUUCUUUAUUCUAGAAAUCUGGUCCGGGUUCUUUGUGCUGCUGUUCAAUGCGCUGUUCACGUUUUUGUUGGUCAAAUACUACCGGUCCAGGUUGAUGCCCUGGGUGAAUCUCAUCAGUUUGAUGUUAUUUUUAUGUGCCAACCAUCUUAAGGCUCAAUUCUUUGCCUCGACCUACGACCCGUCCGUGAUCGACAUUACCGGUGCCCAGAUGGUGUUAGUGAUGAAAUUGAGCUCGUUUGGCUGGUCUGUCAGCGACGGAAGACUGUAUAAAUCGGACACUGCCAAAUUCAACCAGCUCACCACUUUCCAGCGUUCCAGAGCAGUGCUGCAGUACCCCCCAAUCCUGUUCUUCCUCGGUUACGUCUUCUUCUAUGGCUCGCUUGUCACCGGACCCUCGUUCGACUACAGCGACUAUGAAAAGUUCAUUCUGACCGAUAUUUUCGACGACGUCCCGCUCAACAAACGGCCUGGCCGCUCCGUCAAGCGCAGAAUCCCGCGCAGCGGCAGAGUCGCGCUGCGUGGAGUUGUACAAGGCGCGUUGUGGGCCGCGCUCUGGAUCUACCUGUCUCCGAGAAUCACUCUUGCGUACGCAACGUCUCCAAGCUUCCAAGGACAGUGGUUCCUAUAUAAAGUUGGUUUCCUCUGGAUCCUUGGAAUCGUGCACAGAAUGAAGUACUACGCCGUCUGGUCGAUCAGUGAGGCCGGCUGUAUCGUGGCCGGUUUGGGUUAUAACGGUUAUGACCCAAAGACAGACAAAAUGUACUGGAACAGAGUGCAGAACAUCGACCCGUACGCUUUCGAAACGGGUCAGAACGUCCACGACUGUCUGGAAGCAUGGAACAUGAAUACCAACAAGUGGCUCAAGAAUUACAUUUAUCUGAGAACAUGCAAAAUAGACCCGGAAACUGGAAAACUCAAGCCAGGAAUGCUCCCAACGUUCAUCACUUUCCUCACGUCUGCUUUCUGGCACGGGACUAUGCCUGGAUAUUACAUGACGUUCAUUAUUGGCGCGUUCAUACAGACUGUUGGAAAACUGUUCCGCAGAAACUUCCGUCCGCUUGUUGCUUCCAAGGACAACUCCAACGUCUCCAAAUACAAGCCUGUUUAUGAUGUGAUUAGCUGGUUGCUUACGCAGUCUGCCUUUGGAUACAUUGUGCAGCCAUUUGUGCUACUGGAGUUCGUUCCGUCGUUCAAUUUAUGGAAAACGUGCUAUUUCUGGGUCCAUAUCGGAAGCAUUGUCACCUGUGUGUUCUUUGAUAGUCCACAAGGCAAGAAGUUUUCGAAGAAACUGCAAAAAUACCAUUUGCAACCGAUUCCUGUGGAAAAGCCUGUCAAGAAAGAAUCCCUUGCAAAACUCAAAGAACACUAUUCAUCGGCAACCAGCUUGCAUGACGCUAUCAAGAAGUUACCAGACUUCGACAGCCAGGAAGACAUUAUGGAGAACGUUGUUGUUCCUGAUGUCCAGGAGAUCAAGGACAACUAUGACAAGCUGGCCAAGGAGUUUGAUGAAUGGACCAGCUCUAAUAAAGAAACGGCUAUUGACAAGUCGGAGGUUGAGGCCGUGCGUUCUGCGUUGAACAACCUCGAAAAAGACGUUUUCUCAUAUUUGGAGAAAGCAAAGUCGACCAAGACAGAGUAA